AUGGAUCGCAGGAUCGAAGAAGUCAAGGCAAAGGCCGAGCUUGAGGAAUUCGUCGAAGUCGGCCGUGUCGGAGAAGUUGCGGAUUUCCACAAGAAGGAGGCCCGGCUGAGGCGCAAGCUUGACCUCUACAUUGCGCCGGUGAUGAUGUUGCUUAUGCUCAUCAGCUACCUUGACCGGGGGCAAUAUUGGACCGCCGUUUCCAUUUUCUACAUCUUCUAUGUGUUGGCCGAAUUUCCCACAUCUAUAUAUGUCAAGCGCCUCCAGUUCAACAGAGUCAUUCCGGCCAUCACCUUCUGCUGGGGUCUUGUAUGUCUCUGUUCAGGAUUUGUGCGGAACUUCGCCGGCCUUUGCGUGUGCAGACUUCUUCUAGGGUUCUUUGAAGGCUGUUUGUUUCCUUCCAUGACGCUCUUCCUGGCAAACUGGUACAGACGUGAAGAACUGGCUCAGCGAAUAUCCUACCUAUUCAUUGCCUCGGCUCUUUCCGGUGCCUUUGGCGGACUGAUCGCAUUCGGUAUCCUCUACAUGGAUGGCGUUGCAGAUUAUCCAGGAUGGCGAUGGCUGUAUAUUCUGGAAGGGCUGAUUACUUUGGUCUGGGCCGGCAUGUGCAUCUACCUUGUACCCAAAGACUACCACACCGCAUACUUCCUCAACGAGGAGGACAAAAAGGUUAUGGCGGUGCGAGCGGAGCUGUCCGAGUCAUACAGUGGUGGUGACGGCCACUACAAGAUGAAGGACGUCCGACUCGCGUACAAGGACGUCAAGACGUGGUUGCAUGGAGUCAGUCAGAUCGCUGUCGUCACCAUCCUCUAUGGCUUUGGCACUUUUCUGCCCAUCAUCCUGAAGAAUGGUUUCCACUAUACCACCAAGCAGGCCCAAUAUCUCGUCAUCCCGGUCAACCUCUGGGGCGCUAUUGUGUAUGCUGUCGGGGCGGUCAUUUCAGACAGGUACCACAAGCGGUUUUUGGUGUUGGUCGUGUGUGCCCCAAUCGGCAUUGCUGGCUAUGCCGUCCUCCUCACCGAUGUUCCAGUCGGUGUGCAAUAUUUUGCAACAUACCUCAUUGCCACCGCUUGUUUCCUUUGCACUGGUGGCAAUAUCGCGUGGUUGUCGGGCAAUGUUGCUCCUGAUGCCAAGAGAGCCGCCAGUCUGGGUAUCCAAUUGACCCUCACGAACCUUGGAGGGAUCAUAUCAGGGCAGAUUUAUGCGUCAAAGUCGGCUCCGAAAUUCACGCUGGGCCACUCAUGGUCUUUAGGAAGCCUUGCCUUUGCUUUCAUCAUCUUCAUCGUUGUCCGCAUUCUAUAUGCGAGACGCGAAGCCGCAAAGGAAAAGGCUCGUGCAGAAGGAGUGGUGGUGCCGCCGGAAGAGUUUACGGACCGCUCACCGACGUUCAAGUACCAGUGCUAG
Molecule: messenger RNA, 1401 nt
Organism: Exophiala dermatitidis NIH/UT8656
Lineage: Eukaryota; Fungi; Ascomycota; Eurotiomycetes; Chaetothyriales; Herpotrichiellaceae
Product: retrograde regulation protein 2
Exons: 5
Coding region: 1-1401 (466 amino acids)
Biological process (GO): transmembrane transport
Cellular component (GO): membrane
Molecular function (GO): transmembrane transporter activity
Source: RefSeq, a predicted model, not a curated record